This is a messenger RNA of Hyposmocoma kahamanoa, 2235 nucleotides long. It is a transcript of the gene sbr, whose product is annotated as nuclear RNA export factor 1. The record is from RefSeq and is a predicted model, not a curated record. The coding region runs from base 236 to 2089 and encodes 617 amino acids. NCBI's taxonomy places the organism in Eukaryota, Metazoa, Arthropoda, Insecta, Lepidoptera, Cosmopterigidae. Gene Ontology annotation, cellular component: nucleus; cytoplasm. The transcript has 10 exons. Gene Ontology annotation, biological process: poly(A)+ mRNA export from nucleus. Gene Ontology annotation, molecular function: protein binding; RNA binding.
UACCGACGUCGCCGCCAUUUUGACGUUGGUCGUGGUAAUUGUAAAGUUUUCCCAAAAAGAGUUUCCAGAAUCCAGACUGAAAACAUAUGGUUUGUAAGGGAAACAAAGGAAAUUCUCAUUUUUGUGUUUUUAUUAUCAAUUAACAACAAAGUGUAAAAAAACACAAUAGCAACGUUGAAUAGUAUUAACGUUGAAAGUUUCCAGACUAAAUAAAUCAGUCACUGACAAAUACAUCAUGCCAAGGCGUGGUGGUGGUAGAGUGAGAAACUGGAAAGACGCGAAUGAUCAUUUUGAACACGAUGAUCGAGUACCAACGAAUAGUACACGACGUGUCAGUUUCAAGCCUGGCACAAACAAGGGCAAGAACGAAUUCCGGAAGAUCGAUGCUGCGAAAAUCCUUCUUGAUGAAGAUAUCGAUAUGGGGGCUACAGUAGGUCAAAUGAACAAUCGUAAAGUGCGUUUCAGAGGAGGAAGGGGUCGGUUAAGCUCCCUUGUUGCAAGACCGCACUUGCACAAACGAAAAUUCAUAGCUGGCAUGCUGCCCUGGUAUCAGAUAAUCAUUCCUUAUGGAGCAAAGCAUGAAAAAGAUGUAGUUUUGAGAGCACUGUUGAGCUACUUAUCUCCUGAUAUAUUCAUUCCACAUUAUUACAAAGUCAAUGGUAAUGCAGCUAUAUUCUAUGUUGAUGAUGUGAAGAUAGCAGAGAAGCUCUUCAAUGCUGACAGGAAAAUCACCAUGUCUGAUGGUUAUAAAUUGAUGGUCAUUGUGAAGAAUUCUGUACCAAAUGUGACCAUUGAUGCAGAUUUGAAAGAAAAGAUGAAGCUGGCUAUGGCUAAGAGAUACAAUGCCACCAUAAAGGCUUUAGAUUUGACAAAGUUUCAUGCUGAUCCUGAUCUGGCAGAUAUAUUCUGCGCAUUGUUCCGGCCGCAGAUAAUGGUAGCUGCCAUUGACAUUAUUGCUGAGAAUAUUCCAGACCUUGAAGCUUUGAAUCUGAAUGACAACAAAAUACACCAUAUUGAUCAUUUGAGGAUUCUGCCCACAAAGUUAAAGAAUGUGAAGAUUUUGUAUAUAGGUGAUAACAGGAUUCCACAUCAAAACCAAAUGGAUGUCUUUAAAGGUCUACCUCUGGUUGAGCUGCUCGCAAAGGGAAACCCUUUCAUUGCCAGAAUGAAGGACCAUGAUUCCUAUGUCAGCGAAAUGCGGAAAAAGUUCCCGAAGCUGACGAGAUUGGACGGUGUGGACCUCCCUCCAGCGAUUGGCUUCGACGUAUCAGACGACGCAACUUUACCACCUAAACAACAAACAUUCCUCGUAGACCCAGCUGGUCAGGACCUGGUCAGAGAGUUCCUCACUCAGUAUUUCGCUAUAUACGAUUCAGAGUCCAGGCAACCAUUGUUGGAUGCGUACCAUGAACACGCUUCCAUGUCUAUGGCUUGCAAUUAUCUGACUAAUGAUAACAGGAACUCACAGAUUACAAAAUUGAACGCAUACAUAACAAACAGCCGUAAUUUAAUCAGAAUAAUAGACAGAGAUUCGAGACGGAGAUACCUUCGCAAUGGUCGUCUUCAAGUCGUCUCAUUCCUCUCAGACCUGCCCAAGACUAAACACGACCUUUUGGGCUUCGCUUUUGAUUUACUUGUUUUCACUCCUACUGUAGCAGUUCUUACAAUGAAUGGCGUUUACACCGAGACGCAUACGCCAGCCAACCCGACGCGCUCGUUCCAUCGCACAUUUGUCAUAGCGCCGAACAACAACGGAGGCUUCUGCAUUGUCAAUGAUAUGCUGUUUGUUACCAACACAACAAAGGAACAGGAGGACAAAACUGCAGCGUCCUUAAAUUCAGCGGCCGUCUCCGUUCCCGCUCCGGCGAUACCAUUACCUGCGCCCGCAGCGACACCCGUGGCGGUUGUGCCCGUUUCUGACGCCGACAAGCAGGUUCUGCUUAACAUGCUUAGCCAACAGACUGGGAUGAACGACCAUUGGAGUGUUAAUUGUCUACAGGAAACGGGUUGGGACUUCCAACGGGCUCUAUUCAUCUUCAAUCAGCUUCAUUCCGAAGGCAAAAUACCUGCCGAAGCCUUCAUCAAGUAACGCUUACAUCGUGUUUGUGACGCGACGUGCACAUAGCAAUUAAGAAGAGUUAAGUUUUUGUAGUCAACAUAGAUAUAUGAAAAAAAAAAAGCAUUAGAAAGGGAAAAAAAUAGUUAAUUGAAAGUUAAUUUGGAGCACAGGACGUC